AUGGUUCAGCGUCGUCCACUGCAGAGGGUUGAUCACUCCGUAUCUGCGGGUGAAGUACGGCUGAAGGCACUGUUGCUCCGGCCCCAGCUGGUUUGGCCAACCACGAAGAAUCCACGUCUUCACCUGUCGGAGCAAGGGCACCCUGGUAAAGAUGAUCCCGUCGAAUAUGUGCUACAUGCGCAAGCUUUGACAGAUUUUUCUCUUGGCGCACAGCAGUUGGCAGACAGCACGAGCGAGGACAUGCUUCUCCGACAGGUGAAGACGUGGAUUCUUCGUGGUUGGCCAAACCAGCUGGGGCCGGAGCAACAGUGCCUUCAGCCGUACUUCACCCGCAGAUACGAACUCACUGUGAGUAAAGGUCUAAUAUACUGGGGUCAUCGUGUGGUGCUGCCCGAGACCGAGCGGGUACCUAUUCUGAGAGAACUUCACGACACCCACCCAGGCAUGACUGCAAUGAAGCGCCUGGCCCGUACGAUGUUUUGGUACCCCGGAUUGGACCACGACAUAGAGAAGCUGGUACAAAGCUGCCAGCAAUGCGUGCAAUGUUGGCCCAUGCCAGCGGAACAGGUCCCUUCAAGCUGGCCGAAAACCAACAAACGAUGGUCUCGCCUGCAUAUCGACUAUGCAGGGCCUGUGGAAGGUCACAUGAUCUUGGUGGUGGUAGAUGCGGAAACGAAAUGGAUAGAGGCAGUACCCCUUAAAACAGCAAGUGCAGAAACUACAGUCGAAGUAUUGCGAGGGAUCUUCGCGCGUUUUGGUCUGCCCCAUACAGUCGUUUCCGACAAUGGGCCACAAUUUAACAGUUCAGUGACUGAAAGAUUUUUCAAAGAUAACCAUGUGUGUCAUGUUACCUCCGCCCCAUACUAUCCGCAGUCAAAUGGAUUGGCGGAGCGGGCAGUGCGCACCAUUAAGGAAGGUAUCAAGAAAAAUAAGGAUGGAAGUCUGCUCAAUCGUAUUUCCAAGUUCUUGCUACGCUACAGGGCAACACCGACUCGAGAUGGCAAGUCACCCGCCGAGAUGUUGCUGGGUUUUCAACCCAGGACCCGCCUAAGCGCACAUUUUCCAGAGGAAGAGGUGGCACGGGAUCCCACGGUGAGCAGACCCCCGGCACCGUUGUCACAAGUCUUUUCACCGGGAGCGCCUGUUUGGUCACGGCAGUAUAAUCACGCUGGCCAGAGAUGGUUACCCGGCACGGUGACGUCAACAAGAGGUAGGCGUAUGGUCACGGUGGACACCACAGGAGGGGUGCAGCGCCGUCACGUGGACCAAGUGCGGCCACGACUAGCUGCGGAUGACGUAAAGCAAGAAUUCGACGCAACACGGCCCGGAGACAACCAAGUCACAGAGAGUGAUCAACCCUCUGCAGUGGACGACGCUGAACCAUCUUCAGACGGAUCACUUGGUACACCCCAGAUUUCCAGUGAAGUAACCUCCAGUGUACCGGCGGGCUUAGAACUUCCGAGGCGUUCUACGCGCACAAGGAGGCUUCCCGACAGGCUAGGCUUCUAA
Messenger RNA from Dermacentor silvarum, 1509 nucleotides. RefSeq lists its product as uncharacterized. NCBI's taxonomy places the organism in Eukaryota, Metazoa, Arthropoda, Arachnida, Ixodida, Ixodidae. The record is from RefSeq and is a predicted model, not a curated record. The coding region runs from base 1 to 1509 and encodes 502 amino acids. The transcript has a single exon. Gene Ontology annotation, biological process: DNA integration. Gene Ontology annotation, molecular function: nucleic acid binding.